GGGAAGGAGAACGGACACGUGGGGUCUCGCCCCGCCCGUUCCGGGGUGGCCCCUUCCCGCUGCCCGCUCGCCCCGCCCGUUCCGUUCCGGCGGCUCCGGCACCAUGGGGGUCACCUGCGUGUCGCAGGUGCCGGUGGCCGAGGGUAAGAGCGUGCAGCAGACGGUGGAGCUGCUGGCGAGGCGGCUGGAGGCGCUGGGCGCGGACAAGCAGGGCACGUUCGGCGUGGACUGCGAGACCUACCACACUGCCGGGGCCAUCGGCACCCAGGGGCAGACAGGGAAGCUGAUGUACGUGAUGCACAACUCCGAGUACCCCCUGAGCUGCUUCGCCCUCUUCGAGAACGGGCCCUGCCUCGUGGCCGACGCCAACUUUGACACCCUCAUGGUGAAGCUCAAGGGCUUCUUCCAGAACGCCAAGGCCAACAAGAUCGAGAGCCGCGGCACCCGCUACCAGUACUGCGACUUCCUGGUGAAACUGGGCACCGUCACCAUGGGGCCCAGCGCCAGGGGCAUAUCCGUGGAGGUGAGGGGCCUCUGGGAAGAGCAGGGAGCAGGGCACUGCCCCUUCCGCCAGCUCCAGGGCUGUGGGCUGCAUUCCCAGGUGGAAUACUGCCCCUGUGUGAUCGCCAACGACUGCUGGAACCUGCUCAUGGAGUUCAUGCAGAGCUUCAUGGGCAGCCACACGCCCGGGAUCCCGUCGGUGUUUGGGGCCAAGCACGACAGCGUGUACAGCCCCGGGGACACCAUGGUGCAGUACAUGGAGCUCUUCAACAAGAUCCGCAAGCAGCAGCAGGUGCCUGUGGCUGGCAUCAGGUGAGGGGAUUCCCUGGAGCCGCUCUGGAUUCAUCCUCCCUGCUGCCUGCCCAGCGGGAUCGGCAGUCCCUCCGACACGCGGCACGGGACGGCUUUUUCCUCCUGCAUCUCCUUCCCCUGGUUCAAAGCCGAGUUUUCUAGUGCUGGGUGUGUUUCUGGUUGUUCUCCAUGGUUUGGAGCGCGUCUGGGAUUGGAUCCGUGGCUCUGUGGUUCUCUGGGCGAUGCUUCAGGCGAGGAAUCAGUGUCCAUCAGCGGGAAAUUGCAGGAAAAGGAGAAAUUCCAGCCAAGCACAAGGGCAGAGCUUCUGUGACUGCAAACAGCUACGGAACAGAGCUUUUAAUUUUUAAUUUUUUUUUUUUUAGUAUCCACAUAAAAGUGUCUUCUUGUAUUUCACCCCAAUAAAACUGUAUUUUUGGAG
Messenger RNA from Empidonax traillii (willow flycatcher), 1231 nucleotides. It is a transcript of the gene MED20, whose product is annotated as mediator complex subunit 20. Gene Ontology annotation, molecular function: transcription coactivator activity. The record is from RefSeq and is a predicted model, not a curated record. Lineage: Eukaryota; Metazoa; Chordata; Aves; Passeriformes; Tyrannidae. Gene Ontology annotation, cellular component: mediator complex. Gene Ontology annotation, biological process: regulation of transcription by RNA polymerase II. The transcript has 4 exons. Bases 104 to 817 code for a protein of 237 amino acids.